UGCACGAAGGUAUACCUAACACUUGCAGAGAUGAACCUAUGCAGUAUCUUCCUUGGGUUGGUGGUCCUUGCGGCUGCAAUGGGUAAACCAGUGUACCAGAUUGCCUUUUCAACUGGUCUGUCGCAUGAUGUAUUGAUUACCCGUGGACAAGUCCUUCGGAACAACAACAUCUUCCUGAACGUUGGCAAGGCUUACGACAGACAUACAGGGAAGUUCAAAUGUCCUCAGAGUGGGAUCUACAGCUUCCAAGUCCACGCUAUAACUCCACACAAGAAAUGGCUAUGGCUGGAUCUUGUGCACAACAACAAUCUUGUUGUGGGUGUUUAUGCUCAUUCCAGUCAUGAAUAUGACGGUGCUAGCAACUCCGCUAUACUGCAACUGAAGAAGGGGGAUAAGGUAUGGGUACGAUCCGGAGGAGCACACGCGUAUGUGUUUGGAAGAUCUAACCAGGUUUAUACGUCAUUUUCUGGCUACCUUAUCGCGCCAUCGUUCGGAGAUGUUGUCAGAUUGAUUGCAUCUAUAUCCUGGUACACCCGUGCUAAAGACUUUCGCACCUGUAUGCUUUAUAACCAUCUCUGCACGAAGGUAUACCUAACACUUGCAGAGAUGAACCUAUGCAGUAUCUUCCUAGGGUUGGUGGUCCUUGCGGCUGCGAUGGGUAAACCAGUCUACCAGAUUGCCUUUUCAACUGGUCUGUCGCAUGAUGUGGUGCUUACCCGUGGACAAGUCCUUCGGAACAACAACAUCUUCCUGAACGUUGGCAAGGCAUACGACAGACACACGGGGAAGUUCAAAUGUCCUCAGAGCGGGAUCUACAGCUUUCAAGUCCACGCUCUAUCUCAAAAGAAAAAAUCGCUAUGGCUGGAGCUCAUGCACAACAACAAUGUUGUUGUGACUGUUCAUGCUUAUUCCAGUCAUGAAUAUGAUGGUGGUAGCAACUCUGCUAUACUACAACUGAAGAAGGGGGACCAGGUAUGGGUACGAUCCCUAGGAGCACACGCGUAUGUGUUUGGAAGAGCUUUUCAGGUUUAUACGUCUUUUUCUGGUUACCUUAUCGCGCCGUCGUUCGGGGAUCAACAAUGAAUGUUGUCAGAUAAGAUUACAAGACGUGAAGGUGUAAUAAAAUACAUG
Messenger RNA from Haliotis rufescens (red abalone), 1131 nucleotides. RefSeq lists its product as uncharacterized. The transcript has 4 exons. Gene Ontology annotation, molecular function: protein binding. Bases 31 to 1083 code for a protein of 350 amino acids. NCBI's taxonomy places the organism in Eukaryota, Metazoa, Mollusca, Gastropoda, Lepetellida, Haliotidae. The record is from RefSeq and is a predicted model, not a curated record.